AAUCACUAUCUUAUUAGGAAGUUAGUUAAUUCCUGGUAGCUAUGAUUGUUCUUUAUAAAUUCUUUUAGAUACUAAUGUUGUUUGGUUGUCUUCUAGUUUGGUAUGUUAAUAGAGUUCCUAUUCGAAAAGUUUCCCAGCCUGGAAGUUGUCAAUGAUCAAGCCAUAGGAGACUUGGAGGCAUUCUAUAAGGCAUCGAAGCUAAGAUUUGACAGUGACCCUGCUUUCAAGGAAAGGGCUCAGCAGGCAGUUGUCAGCCUUCAGGCUGGGGAGGAGAAGUACCGGAAGGCAUGGGCUGAAAUUUGUAAAAUCAGUAGAUGUGGAUAUGAAAAGGUGUAUGAGCAUCUUGGAGUUCAGUUGGAGGAAAAGGGCGAGAGCUUUUAUAAUCCUUACAUUCCCGGUGCUCUAGAGUUACUGAAUAAAGAGGGAUUAAUUGAAGAAAGCGAAGGAGCUCGUGUCAUCUUCAUUGAAGGAAAAAACAUACCCCUUAUUGUUGUAAAAAGGGAUGGUGGGUACAAUUAUGCAUCAACAGAUCUUGCUGCUCUGUGGUGAGUUGCCACAUUUAGCAAAGAUAUGCUGAUCUGAAGAAUAACCGGACAACGAACUAUACAUUUAGUUUUGACCAGAUGCUCAAUGAUAAGGGGACUGCGAGAAUCUCAGUAAAGUACAUGGGCUAUGGUAGCUUGGGAUGGCUUGAGGUCAAAAGACAACCAGAGAAUCAUAGCAGGUUGAUUAACUAGUUUUUGAGGACUUGGUGCUAGAAACAUUGUAUGAUAGAUUUUUGUUUUAGCUAUAAGGUAGUUGGUAUUUUCAAUUUUGAAUCGGAAUAUGCAAUGAUGAUGUAUACUUGAUAUUUGGUUCAUUUGUAUAAUAAUGUAUGAAUUUUUUGGAUGAUAUAUAAUAUUGUUAUCGUUGAUUUUA
Molecule: messenger RNA, 918 nt
Organism: Salvia miltiorrhiza (redroot sage)
Lineage: Eukaryota; Viridiplantae; Streptophyta; Magnoliopsida; Lamiales; Lamiaceae
Product: arginine--tRNA ligase, cytoplasmic-like
Exons: 6
Coding region: 103-549 (148 amino acids)
Biological process (GO): arginyl-tRNA aminoacylation
Molecular function (GO): ATP binding; arginine-tRNA ligase activity
Source: RefSeq, a predicted model, not a curated record